This is a messenger RNA of Myxocyprinus asiaticus (Chinese sucker), 10645 nucleotides long. Its product is annotated as histone-lysine N-methyltransferase 2B-like. Gene Ontology annotation, biological process: positive regulation of DNA-templated transcription. Gene Ontology annotation, molecular function: histone H3K4 methyltransferase activity; zinc ion binding; DNA binding. The record is from RefSeq and is a predicted model, not a curated record. The coding region runs from base 86 to 8875 and encodes 2929 amino acids. Gene Ontology annotation, cellular component: nucleus; histone methyltransferase complex. Lineage: Eukaryota; Metazoa; Chordata; Actinopteri; Cypriniformes; Catostomidae. The transcript has 37 exons.
UCCGCUAUCUCGCGCCUUUCCAUCUUGUUCCUCUCCAGUCGAGAGCUCAGCGCCGUAGUUGUUGUUGUUGUGGUGGUAUGUAAUAAUGGCGGCAGCAGGAGGCGGAUUACCAGCCUCGGUUGUUGUAGCGGGCAUAAACACCUCAGCCAGCGUUCGCUGCCGUUUCCCGGGUCGGCCAUGGAUGUCUCGAAGCCUGCUGAGGACGGAGAAACGCUCGCAUGUCGGCCGGCUGUGGGCCGAAGACAGAAAAGGGCCGAGGCCCGUCGACGUUGGAGCUACGCUGAGAGAGGAUCCGUCAUUGUCGCACUUGCUCAGGCUGGCGGUGAAGCACAGGCGCCAGAGCGAGGCGGGAUUCUGCACUAGUGGAAGCGAUGAGGAGAAAGACUUCACAGGCUUUAAGUUCGACAGCCGGUCCUUGCGUUCUGGACAAGAUUCAUCAAGCAUUCCCCUCAAACUGGCAGGAAAAUCAUCUCUUCCUGCCAAACCUGAUAUGAAAGGCAGAAAGUUUUCCAAAAUGGACCAGAAAUGUGCGAGGCCUAAAAUGGUUAUUAAAAUGGCAGCCAAAAUGAUGCCCAAGAAAGACGCAGAGCAAGUUAAAAGGCCUUCUUAUGGUAGAGAUGGACAAUUGAAGCAGGGCAGCUCAAGUAAGACAAAUGGUAGGUUACUCAGGGGCCAGAAGGAGACAGAUAAUGAAAAUGGAGUGGACGAGGUGUUCGAGCAGUUAGAAGAUGAGGAGAAAACUGCAAGAUCGAAAAGGCAUGCUUCCAUUGCAACAGAAAGCCGGGCGAAGCACAGGAAGAUAGUGUGGGCUUUAACACUGAUUAAAAGUAAAGAGCAAGCCUACAAACUUAGAGGGACCCAACACCAAAGAAAAUCAACAGAAAAUACCAAGGCACUCGAAGGCAACCAGUACCACAGGAAGAGGACCACAGAUAUUACUGGUAGUAAGCAGGCAGGUGCUAUAUCCCCAAAACCAGUUGGCAAACAGAGGAGGGACCACAAGGGUUUCUCUCCAGAAGCAGGGACAGAAGCAGGCCAGGAGUCUGUUUUAUCUCCUGACGGAGAGGCAGGAACAUCACUUAGCGACAUUUUGUUAUGUUCUUCCAGGAAGGAGCCUUUUGUAAAGCUACGAAAUUGUUUUUAUGGCCACCGAAGGAUACAGAAACAAGACAAACGCCAGUCACAUGACAUUCAAGGACAAGUGUCUAGUGUGCCUAGAAAGAGGCAGCGACUUGGCUACAUAAAUGCGGACUCUACAGAGCACCAUGCACAGGAAAAACCACUCGAAGUUGUAGGAGAAAUGGAGAGGUACGCUUCUGGAGGCCAGGCAAAACAACCUAAUCACUCUGCCAGACCGAUUGUUAGUGCUCGUUCUUCCCGAGUCAUUAAGGUACCGAAGAGGUUCAUGGAUGAUGAACGCAUGUCUGCACUCCCAGAGAGAGGUUCCCCAAAAAAGGCAGCUUCAACUGAGAUUCCUAUGGAUCCCAGCAGAAUGAAUGUUGAUCUUGUCCAAACCCAAGAAUCUGGAAACAGGCCUAAGGCCUCACAAGAGCCACAAAUGCUAAAUAAUGCAGAGAAAAGUGUUUUGGAAACAGUGAAAUCUCAGGGAGGCAAACCUAUUUUGAGUUCUUCUGGUCUCACUGGUGGUCCUCGCAGGAGGGGUGGGAGACUCGGCCAAGCCACGGACCACUAUAAGAUAUACCGUAAGUUGAAGAGGCUCACAGCAAGCCUGGCCAAAAGAAGAAUGCAGCAGGUUGCCAGUGCUUGUCCUGGAUUAGUGGAUGAAUGUCCUGGGGCUUCUCAAAAUAUGGAAGGGACUGUUGAUUUGCGGCGGAGAAGAAAGUCUGAUCUCAAAAUGCAAGACCUGGAUUCUCCAGGCGUGGUGCCAAAACUAACCAUACAUGUUGGUGAAUGUUCUAAUUCGGUGGAGGGCUAUGACCCAGCUAAAGAAAAUGUAGAGACAACCAACCUUGAGGGCACUAAUGAACAGAGGGCAGAAGAUGCCCAGGUGAUGGCAGAGCAAGGUGGUGCCACUAACAGAAUGAAUAUUACAGGUGCCAAUAAGAGGAUGUUCCACCUGCUGAAGAGAGCCAAAGUCCAACUGAUUAAAAUCGACCAGCAGAAACAGCUGAAGUCAGCUCAGCUUCUGUCUGGCUCUGUGAGAGCAGGAGACAGAUCAGUUGCCGUCAUGAAGAGAGGCAAGAGGAGAGGGAAGAGAAUAGUCAGGUCUAACACGGAGGGGGCUCCACAGGGGCCUUUGAUAGGUGGUCCUCGAAUAAAGCAUGUAUGCCGAGCGGCAGCGGUGGCACUGGGACAGCCACGUGCCAUGGUUCCUGAUGAUAUUCCCAGACUGAGUGCUCUUCCCCUGCAUGAGAGGGAAGGGAUCAGCGCUUCACCUGCCGAAGAGGAUGUUGCAUCUCACUCUGAACCUGAAAGUGAAGGAUCUGUUGAUCAGAAGCCAACAAUUAGGCGUAGGUAUGAAAGUACUUUUUUUGGCAGUCGGCUAAAGCGCUGCUUCCGCUGCAAGGGCUGCAGUCGGCUGGAGGACUGCGGUAGGUGUGUGUUCUGUCUGGACAAGCCCAAAUUUGGAGGACCCAACAAGAAACGGCAGAGCUGCAUCUUAAAGAAGUGCUCUGUGAUCGAGCAGAACAAAACGAGACGAUUCAACAAAGUCCAGAUGAAGCGACGCCGGUCAUCAGCAGCCUCUGGCAUGUACAGCAGCGAGGAAGAAAACGAGGAGGAAGGCGGAGAUGAAGGGGGAGGACAGGCCCUUUCCAGCACAUUUAUCCCCACCAGGAGACAACCCAGACGACAGGUCACGCCACUGUGCUACAGAAAACUGCUUGAAUUUGGCGACUCUGACAGUGAGACGCAAAGUGCUGACUCUGAAAAGACAAAGGCCAGCAUGACCCAAAAGACUCAAUCCAGUGGUAUGGCUACCUCAGAAACUGCUCCAGAAGAGGCUGCAAAACAGAGAAAGCAAGGGCUUUACAGAGCUUUUUGGGCCCAAAGCAGAAUUGAUAAGAGUUCAGGGGAACACACACCGGCCAGUGUCCUGACCAAUGGCUUCACCCAAAAGGGCAAGCUGUUACAGGGUACAACAAACAAGAUUCGUGUGGACUUCAAGGAGGACUGUCACAUCCAGAAUGUGUGGUUGAUGGGUGGAUUAAGUAUUCUCACUUCAGUUCCUGUCAUGCCCCAAUCUGUGUGUCUGCUCUGUGCCAGCAAAGGCCAGCAUGAUAUGAUCUACUGCCAGAUGUGCUGUGAACCUUUCCACCAGUUCUGCCUGCCCCCAGACGACCGCCCGAAAGAGGAGAGCAAGGAGAACUGGUGCUGCAGACGUUGCAAGUUCUGCCAUGUUUGUGGACGCAAGAGCAAGCAAGCAAAACCAGUUUUGCAGUGCAAGAAAUGCAUGAACUGCUACCAUCCGGCCUGUUUAGGACCCACAUAUCCCAAACCUGUCAGAAUGAACACAUCAUGGACUUGUAUGCUGUGCAUUAGGUGUAAGAGCUGUGGUGUGACUCCAGGGAAGUCCUUGGAUAUGUGGAACCAUGAGCUGAAUCUCUGCCCUGACUGCACCAAACUCCACAGCAAAGGCAACUUCUGUACGGUGUGUCUGAAGUGCUAUGAGGAGAAUGAGUUUGAUAGCAGCAUGAUACAGUGUGCCCGAUGUGCCCAUUGGGUCCAUCCCAAAUGUGAGGGUCUCACAGAUGAUCUGUAUGAGAUCCUGUGUCCUCUGCGGGGGAAGAGUCUGGUGUUCUCCUGUGCUGCAUGCAGUAAGAAAUUCCACAGCGGCUGGAAGGAUGUGGUGCUGGAGGUUUUGAAGAAAGGAUUGGAGAAGAUCAUGAAUGGAUUGAAGAGCUCUCCGACCUCCCAACACCUCUUGAUUUGUGCACAGUGUGAGGCCUGUCCAGACAUGGAAAUUGAAAAGGAACAGUCAGGAUGUUGUCUACAUCCUGUAGAGCAGAAGCUGCAGAAGAACCUGUACACCACACUGAAAGCAUUUCAUGAAGAUGUUGCGACAGUGAUGGUGAGAAGACUGAAAAAAGAGGAGUCUCUUCUACAGGAGCAGAGGCCCACAUGCCAUGCCAAGCAGUAUUAUUUAAAGCUAGUAGAACAAGUAUUUAGUUGGUUCAGCAGUCAGGACCACAAAACAUGGAACUCUCAUAUUCAAGUAUUUCCAAGUGGUAUGCUCCCUCAAGCAGUAAUUCCCCCAAGUGAUGAACAUAAUUAUGCACAAUGGCUCAAAGUUCAGGACCGCACCAUUAUCAGGCCAGAGGGGGCCCCAGAAAACCCUCACUCAAAAGAUCUGCAGAACUCCUUUGGGGAUGAAAGACAGUGCAGCUUCUGCCAGCAACAUGGAGAAGCCAAACCAAAUGAUGCUGGUAGACUGCUGUAUAUUGGGCAGAAUGAAUGGGCACACGUGAACUGCUGCGUGUGGUCGGCGGAAGUGCAGGAGGUCAAAGGGGCAUUAUUGCAUGUCCACAGUGCUGUCGCCAGAGGCCGUUGCAUGCGCUGUGAGCGUUGUGGCCAGACGGGGGCGACAGUUGGCUGCUGUCUUUCCUCCUGUCAGAGUAACUACCACUUCAUGUGUGCUCGUGCCAGCAACUGCGUUUUCCAGAGUGAUAAGAAAGUGUACUGUUACAAACAUCGUGACCUCAUCAACAACAAGAUCGAGCAGGGCAAUGGGUUUGAAGUUCUCCGAAGAGUGUACGUAGAUUUUGAUGGAAUCAGUCUCCGUAGGAAGUUUUUAACAGGCUUGGAGCCAGAGUCUGUAAAUGUCAUGAUUGGAUCUCUACACGUUCAAAAACUUGGUGUUCUGACAGAGCUUUCAGAAAAUUCUGGAAAAUUGUAUCCAGUUGGCUACCAAUGCUCUAGAUGGUAUUGGAGCACCGUUGACCCUCGAAGACGAUGCCGGUAUACUUGUAAAGUGACAGAGGUUCGACCAUCUACUCGAUGCAAAACUUCUUACUCCAUGUUGGAUCAGGGAGAAAAUAAAACUAUUGUGCACAGCCCAAAAUCAUCCAAUGAUGAGGAUGGUACAGACAGUGAGCCUUUUUCACCUGAGCUGCCCCCCAGCACCCCCUCCAAGACCAAACAAGACUCAGGGGCUGGAGCUAAGACUCCUGGGUAUCCACACAACAGGAGACCAGCGGGAGGAAUGUCCAGACCAUUACCUUCCCCAGGUAAUGUUUCCACAUCACAUCAUAUUUUGACCAUCAGUGACCUUGAUGAAACUCGACGGGCAACAAGGCGGUAUUCCACACGUAGCCGAAAUACAUCUCCUCCCCCUUUGGUCCUACCGAGCCCAAUAACUCUGCGAUCAGGGGGCACCGGUCACCCUAGGUCACUUUCAUUUAACCCCCCUGUCUCACCGCUCGGUGCAACUGAGAACCUCAUGAGCUCCACCUCACCUCGACGAAGAGGGAGGCCUUCCUCUUUGUCUCCCUCUAGCGUCACCUCAGGGCCCUCUCCCCUACAAGCGGCUCUCCGAAGCCCCUCGUCAACCUUACCUUUGUCUCCCUGCCUCUCCCCAAAGCUUCAGCAGCCUUUCAAAACCACACCAAGACCACAAGACCUAGCCCCUUUAGAGCCAGUAGAGGUUGCAGGUGUGUCAAGCCACAGAAUUUCCUUGAUGGCCACCUUAUCUGACAAUUCAGAUCAAGAACUGCUUCCUGCACACUUUGAUCCAGACACAGAUGUGGCAGUGGCCUCGAUAUUGAAUGCAAAGCUAGAAUUUGAUGAGGCUUUGCUCAAUGAAAAUGUGGCUCUGCACUGUGACCCACAAUGUGGUGAGGGAGACACUGAAGAAAUCAGGGAUGGAGAACAUGAGUUGGAGAACAGUUUGUCAGGUGUGACUCAAGUCAGUGCUGGCAAGAAGGACUUGCCUUGUCUUUCAACUUCAGAGUUGAAGAUGGAAGCAGACUCUGCUGAUGAGGAUGCUGGCCAUUACCUAAACUUCUCUCGCACAGUACUGGUCUGUGAGGCUCCCAAAGACUCUACACAGGUAGGUCUCACUGUCCAUCCUAACUCAGGGUCUAUCUCACAGCUGGAUGGAGCUGACAAUGACUCGGAAAGUGAUGCAAGUGAAGCCAACGCAGAGGAUGGUUCUCAGGAAGUAGGAAAUAGUUUUCAUUGUCAGGAUACUGAGCCAUCAAAAUGCACUGGUUCAAACAAGGGCAGAACCCUUGGCAACGGGCAGCUAGUUUGCACUCCGUCAUCUUCCACAUUUGAAAAUCCUUGUACAGCAGAUUCUGUUGAUCAGAAUGCUGAGCUGGUAACAUCAGAGACACAAACCAUGGACCUACUUUGUGAAGAACAGGACAUUCAGGGAAUAACUUCUUUGCAAGACAUCGGGAACUUGCUUGUUGACUCUAGCACUGAUGUAUACAACCAACAAGAUGCAUCCUUUACAGGUGAGGAGGAAGUCUUGGUGGACAAUGAAUCAACAGAGAGUUCAAAAGAGGAAUUCUUGGAUGACACCAGUGGGAAUUUUAUACCUGCUGGUUUUGACGGCACGGUUUUGGACAGGACAGAUUAUGCUGCUGGUCCUGAGAAAUCAUGUGAUUCCUCAUCAGUAAAUUUAUUAAACAGGGAUGGAUUAGGUCUGAAGAAUGUGGCAUCACCUGUUGAGAAACCAGCAGCAGUGGCGCCUUCAAGUAGUACUAGAACUAUUAAUAUAAUCACGCCAGCUAGACACACACAAAGACGUUUAAUUACCAUUCAACCUGUAUCGCAACCCCAAACCCUCCAGAUGACCAUGCCUGUUGGCACCUCUUUGCCACUGUCUGUGCCUGUCAAUGUUGUCUCUUCUUCUCCCGUCAUGUGCGUUACUCCACAAGGAACACCUCUUGGAACACCCUGCCCAGUUGUAAUGAAUGGUUUUGGAGCUCUGCCGAAGGAAGCCACAAGGGGUCGUACCAUCGCCAUACGCAUUGCCACCCCAAAACAAGUGACUGAGCAGUCUCUGCCACAAUGUUUUCCCAGUAUGCCUUCUUCACCUCAGGUUUUACUAGUCAACCGUGCCGGUCAGAUUCUUGUGAAAAACCCACAGACUAACACAUAUCAGAUUGCUAGUGCUAAUUCCCCCUCGUAUACCCAGAUCAGCCAGAUUGCGAAAAUAAUCCACAGUGGGAAUAUUCUCCAACGACCAGUCCCUAAGGUCACAGUAAUGCCUGUGCCACAGGCUCAGGCUAGUCUUGGGAAAAGCCCACCAACACGUAUCAUAUCUUAUAGCUGCAACAGUGGAGCAGCACCGUCAACCCAAGUGCUGAUCCGGAGGAUACCUCAGAGUGAUACUGGAAGCCAGCCUCAUGGUAUCAGUCAGUCCAUAGAAAAAAACACAGUCGUGGUUAAGCCCAAGAACGCCUCAGGAUCUGAGGGUAGGCAGAAGCAGUUGGCCCAGGCGAUAAUAGACAAAGCAAUGGCAAGCCACCGUGACAUAAGUCCCAGUCUUCUGACCCCUUCUCGAUUCCAAGUCUCUCCCUGCCCCAAUAAACACCUCUCUCUUGACUCAAGUGAAUCAUCACCUGGGUUUCACUUGCAGCCUCAGGUCAAGAUCAAGAGGGUGUCUUCAGCAACUGAUCAAAUUGGUGUGAAAAAAUGCAAGACUGACUUCUUGGAACAGACAGACCCUAGUUCCCAGGAUGACCUCAACAGAUCGAACAGGGUUAGAAUAAAGACCCCAAGUGUUAAGGAUUUCCUUGAUUUUGAUGACCUGGAUACCGGAUCUCUCGAACAGCCGAAGAAUAAAUCCAAAGUGGUUGAACAAGCAAGAGUUCCUCUAAAUGAAUCAGAGCCCACUGCAACCCAGGGAAGGGAUACACUUGACAGUGGCAAAUCUCAAUGGAUGAGCUCCAAACAUGGCGAAAACUCUGACUGGGCUCCUUAUGCAGGUUGGAGUUCAGAUGAGGACUCUCCAUCACCUAGCAUGCAGGACAAGUUUUCCAGUCAGUAUCAACCUCACCUGCGCUUCCAAAUUACCAGUGAAGAUGGAUUCAGUAUAGAAGCAGACAGUAUGGAUGUGGCAUGGAAGGCAGUGAUGGAUGGUGUCCAGGAGGCACGGAUAGGCUGUCGUAUGGAGCAUUUGCCCUUCAGCAGGGUAAAUGGUGCCAGGGUGCUGGGUGUCCUCCAUGAUGCUGUGCUCUUUCUGCUGGAGCAGCUUCAGGGUGCUUCCCUCUGCCGGACACACCUCUUCCGUUUUCACCAGCAUGAGCAACAGGAAGAGGAGCUACCAAUCAAUCUCAGUGGCUGUGCUCGUGCUGAGGUCUAUGAACGAAAAUCUACUUUUGAUAUGUUCAAUUUCCUGGCGUCGCAGCAUCGUCAGCUUCCUGAGUCUAGGCCAUGUGAUGAUGAAGAGGAUGACGUUAUGCUCAAAUCCAGCAGACGGGCAACAAGUACAGAGUUACCGAUGGCAAUGAGGUUUAGACACUUGGAGAAAACAUCUAAAGAGGCUGUAGGAGUUUACAGAUCCGACAUUCAUGGUCGUGGUCUUUUCUGCAAGAGGAACAUUGAGGCUGGAGAGAUGGUGAUCGAGUAUGCUGGUAUUGUCAUCCGCUCGGUUCUCACAGACAAGAGGGAGAAAUACUAUGACAGCAAGGGCAUCGGCUGUUACAUGUUUCGCAUUGAUGACUUCGAUGUGGUGGAUGCCACUAUGCAUGGAAAUGCGGCACGAUUCAUCAACCACUCCUGUGACCCUAACUGCUAUUCAAGGGUCAUCAAUGUGGAGGGCCAGAAGCACAUCGUUAUUUUCGCCCUGCGGAAGAUUUACCAUGGAGAAGAGCUCACCUACGACUACAAGUUCCCUAUUGAAGAUGCCAGCAACAAGUUGCACUGUAACUGUGGCGCCCGGCGCUGCCGACGCUUCCUCAACUAGAGAUUGGUGGAAUCUAUUUCCACCAUCAUGGAGAAAUUUUGGGAUGGUUCACUGUCUGCUGUCAGUAACCAUCGUCUUUGAAGAAAGGGACCCAUAUUAUUAGUGCUAAAGGGUGCAAAGAUGAAUGUAUUCUAAAGGGACAUUAGGGAAAACGACAUAAACAGAUCACAAUCUGCAGAUAGUUCAACAGGCGUGUAGCGAUUUUUAGACCACCAGCAUGUCUUGACUGGUUACUUAGAAUGAGCUAUUUUACCUUUCAACAACCUGCCAAUAUAUAAGGUUUGCUAAUGCUAAAUUCUGGACAGGAUUGGGCAGUCGAUGUUGAAUUUUGUAAUUCGCUUUGAUUCAACAAUGAAAGAUUGCGACCUCCAAACUGCUAACAUAAAUGAGUACUCUCUACUUAACUACGUCCUUUGUCCUUUCUCUGCUUUUUUCCAUCAUGCCUUUCAAAUCUCGCCACUGGUGGCUGGAAAUGCAGUAGUUUUAAUCUGGUACCCGAAGGAUACUUUAAAUCAGCUGUUAGUUCUAAUUUAUAGAGGAUUUCAUAAUGGAAGAUACCCUGAAGUUUGAAAAGGGGUGUGAUUAUUUUUGCUACUGAUUCAGAGGCGUUCUUUGAUAGGUCGCCUUCAACAGCACCUUAAUAAUCUUUUCUCUUUUUUUCCAGAAAUGUUCUCAGUGUAUAUAUGAACCAAAACAGUCUUACUUUUUCAUCCAAAAAUGCCACAGAACCUCUGAAAUGGCAGAGUGGUUUGAAACAUAAACGGGAGCCUGUUUAUUGUUUCUGGAACAUUUCCAUUGUACAUUUGUUUUUCCGUGUGCUUUUUAUAUUGGUGCAAGUGAAUGCGUCAAUUACAACCACUUUUUUUAGCAGAAUAACCCAAAUAGAUUUCAUGCCUUGACUGUUUAACAUAUUUAAAGUUAGAAUUUGUUUGCCCUGAAUGCAUAUAAAGAUGACUGCCCACAGUUUGCUGCAGUCGUGUACAGAUAUUUCCUUUUUCAAAAGAUUUGCAAGGAUGUAUUGUCCCAUGUAUGUACGCACCCAAAGCCCACAUCUUGAUAGUUUUAAGAACCCACUGUUUUUAUGUGCUUUUAUAUCAUGUGGCCAGUGUUUUUGGGGGUCUGUUGCUAUUUUUUGCCAAUUAGAAUUACUUGUGUUGUGUUUAAAGUUGAUAGUUAAAAAGAAAUCCCAUCUCUGAUUAACUUUUUAUGAGACUCGAGUCAUCUUAACAUGCACAUGUUAUUAAUAAAAAUACACAAAACCAUACAAAUGUAUGCGGGGGUCUAGCUUGAAGAAGACAACAAGCUGCUGAUAGCCAUGUGUCUUUCAAAACCCUUCUUUACACAGCACGUUUUGGCCUAUUCUCAUCUCUUUAGGUUGACUACCUCAGUAGCUCAGUAGACCAGUGACAGCUAGUGAAAUACAGUACAAACAAUGACGUAAAUUAUGCUGGGAUAAUCCCACACUAGCUUUGAUUUUUAUGCAAUGUAACUUUUUGUUUGUUAAUUUGUUUGUUUUUUCAGAAACUUCCCAGAACCUUAUUUCCUCAUGCUUUUGUACAUAAUUGAAGUGUGCUUAUUAUUAAAAAUGAAGACUGAGGCUUGAUUCCAUCACUGAACGUGAGGGAGCUCAGAGUUCAUCUAACUCGGAGUCCAUCUUUGUAUAUAGUUGUAUAUUUACAAGAAUUUCAAAAUCUGAUAAAUUGCACUUUUUUUUUUUUUAAUUUUUAUUUUAUUUAUGAUGUUAUGUACGUAAUAAAGUUUCAAAACUAU